Molecule: messenger RNA, 420 nt
Organism: Ogataea angusta
Lineage: Eukaryota; Fungi; Ascomycota; Pichiomycetes; Pichiales; Pichiaceae
Exons: 1
Coding region: 1-420 (139 amino acids)
Cellular component (GO): proteasome core complex
Source: RefSeq, a predicted model, not a curated record
AUGAGCACGCAGAGCGCCGCCAGAUUUAUACAGCACCUUCUUUAUGGAAAACGGUUCUUCCCUUACUACGUCCACACGAUUUUGGGGGGACUGGAUGAGGAAGGUAAAGGUGCUAUUUACUCAUUCGACCCAGUGGGAUCCUACGAAAGAGAACAAUGUCGUGCAGGAGGAGCUGCAGCUUCUUUAAUUAUGCCAUUCUUGGAUAACCAAGUCAAUUUCAAAAACCAGAUGGACCCUGCAAGUGAUGGCAAAAAGCGUAAACCAUUACGUUUCCUUUCGUUAGAGGAAGUCAUACAAUUGGUGAGGGAUGCUUUCAGUUCGGCCACCGAAAGGCAUAUACAGGUUGGUGAUGGAUUGGAAAUUUUGAUUGUGACUAAAGACGGAGUGAGGACUGAGUAUUAUCCACUGAAGAGAGAUUGA